GUUUUUUACUGCCCGUGGACAAACGCCGGAUGUACGAGCUUGUCGCAUGAGCCGGCGCCAAAAGUUCACAAGCGCGUACAGCUAGGUGCGCGUUGAUUUAGCAACAACAAUAUGCUUCUCUUGAGCUGCUCGACAAAUAAAAGCGACGACCCACCAGCACAAACGGGUGCGCUAGGGAAUGCAAUGCAUGGAAGCGUCGGUUGCUUGUCUCAUUCGUUGCCGCCAUGGAAGCUCCGGACGAACUCGGAGCGCGUGAGCGCAAUCAACGAUUACAGACCCCGCCACAUCGCCCUCAACGAUUUUCCUCCUCCGCCUCUCCCCACUUCCACGCCCCGACACAUCGUGCGUACGUACGUACCUACGCGCGCGCCCAAGUUCCCGACGGCCGCCGGCGAUGGCGCUCGCGUCCCGGUUCUGCUCGCCGCCGCCGUCCCAGUGCGGCAUCAUGCUGGGAGGGGGGCCCUUCUUCCCGGGCUUCGGCGUGGACUGCGAGGAGCACGCAUCUCAGGACUACACGCCGCCGGCCCCUCCGCCGUCGCCGGAUUACACUCCGCCGGCCCCUCCCCCGUCGCCGGAUGAUGACACACCGUCGGGCCCUCCGCCGCUCGCGAGCUCCAAGGACUGCACUCCCUCGGCUCCUCCGCCGUCGCCGGAUUACGCUGCCUCGGGCCCUCCGCCAUCGCCAGACUACACUCCCUCGUGCCCUCCACCGUCGCCGGAUUACGCUUGGUCGGACCCUGCUGCUCGGUUCGCUUCCCCGGCGAAGACGCCUUCGCCGCGACCCGCGUCCCCAGGCCCAGAGUACACGCCGUCAGAGCACGCUGCUGCAUCACCUUACUACACUUGGUCGUCUCCUCCUCCGCACGCUUCUUCUCCGGAUUACACGCCCACCAGGCCGUCUCCGCCGCCCUGGUGCUGCAGUCCGGCGCGAGGUCGUGGGCGCCGCCGUAUCACACUCACGCACCGCCGCUUCCUUCCAGUGGCGCCGCGUAGCCGGACUACGCGCCCAGCAUGCUGCCUCUGUUGCCCACGGUGUUAAUUAGAAGCCGAGUCGCCCACGUCGGCACCGCGUGGCAGCCACCAGAGGAGCGGCCGGCGCCUGCUGGAUCAACCGCGGCGGACGUCGGCGAGCCUUGGGAUGUUGGCAUCUUGUAAACUGAAAUAGGAGAGAAACAUAUUAACAUCUUGUAUUACUCUGCAUGAAUAGAUGAACAUAUUGGCAUA
Molecule: messenger RNA, 1224 nt
Organism: Triticum aestivum (bread wheat)
Lineage: Eukaryota; Viridiplantae; Streptophyta; Magnoliopsida; Poales; Poaceae
Product: leucine-rich repeat extensin-like protein 3
Exons: 1
Coding region: 395-1039 (214 amino acids)
Source: RefSeq, a predicted model, not a curated record